AUGGCCAUUUCUGUGUCAAAGAAGAAAGCUAAGAGUUACAAAAGAGUUGAACCUAAAGAACUUAGCUUCUUUUUCUCUUCUUUCUUAGCUAAACUUUUCUUUAGAGUACCAACUAUAGUCCUCAUCUUGAUUCUCAUCUUCUUAUGGUCUUCUUCUACUACCAUUAUUUCUGGUAAAGUUGUCCAUAUCUGUGUCUCAUCUCGCAAACUCAACAAUCUUUAUUGCAUUUCUGCUGGCACUGAACCUAAUCUUGACACCCCGAGUUCGCUUCUCAAUGGCACUUCCCUUUCCAUUUUAGUUGAUCAGAAGGAUACAGCAUCAAAUAUUGUCGAUGUUCUACAAAAAGAAUCUAGUCCUCUUGACAUUCCAUCGCCAAUGGUCAAUGAAAGUUCCACAUCCACUAAUAAUGUUGUCGAUGUUCUGCUAAAAGAAUCUAGUCGUCUUGACAUUCCAACGCCAAUGGUCAAUGAAAGUUCCACAUCCACUAAUAAUGUUGUCGAUGUUCUGCUAAAAGAAUCUAGACCUCUUGACACUCCAACACCAAUAGUCAAUGGAAGUUCCACAUCUACUGAUAAUGUUGUUGAUGUUCUGCUACAAAAGUCUAGUUCUCUUGACAUCCCAAUUUCGCGUGUCAAUGAGAGUUCCACAUUCACUCCUAGUGAGAAACAAGCAAGUACAAGUGUAUCUGUUGAUUCUAUUGCAGGAAAUCAAAUUCUUGCUUUCAGAAACAACAUGGUUAAAAGUGGUGAUGAGGAACUAGAAAUGGCUUACAAUGAUGUAGAGGAUCAAUUGCAGGUGCAUCGUUCGUGGGUUGCAACAAGCAAAAAUCAUACAACAUGUGAUGGCAGGGGAAUUUAUGUGUAUGAAUUACCAACAAAGUUCAACAAAGACUUGGUAGCUCAAUGUGAAGAUAUGAUUCCUUGGGUCAAUCUCUGCAAGUACUUCAGCAAUGAUGCAAUGGGUGAAUCGAUACAGAAACUUGGAAAAGGGUGGUACCAAACACAUCAGUAUUCAUUGGAGCUGAUAUUUCAUUCGCGCGUUAUGAAUCAUCCUUGUAGAGUAUACAAUGCAGAUGAAGCUAAGCUAUUUUAUGUGCCUUUCUAUGGUGGAUUGGAUAUCUUGAGAUGGCAUUUCAAGAAUGUCUCGAACGAUGUCAAGGAUACGUUGGGACUAGACCUUGUAAGAUGGCUAGAGUCACAAAAACAUUGGUUUCAAAAAUCAGGUAAUGAUCAUGUCUUUGUUUUAGGAAAAAUUUCAUGGGAUUUCAGAAGAUCUAGUGAGACAAAAUGGGGGAGUAGGUUCUUGGAACUAGAUGAAAUGCAGAAUCCGGUUAAGCUCUUGAUUGAACGACAACCUUGGCAUGUUAACGACAUAGGAAUACCUCAUCCUACUUAUUUCCAUCCACAAUCGGACGAUGAUGUAAUCACGUGGCAGCUCAGGAUCAUCAAGUCAAAUCGGAAAAGCCUCGUGUCCUUUGCUGGUGCAGCUAGGCCUGGUGCACCAGAGAACAUAAGGUCAAUGUUGAUCAACCAAUGCACUUCAGCUAAAGAUGAAGAAUGCAAAUUCUUGAAUUGUAACUCAGGUAAAUGUGACCAGCCCGAGUCGAUAAUUGAGCUAUUCAUGGAAUCUGAGUUCUGCUUGCAACCUCCAGGUGAUAGUCCAACACGAAAAUCAGUUUUCGAUUCGUUAAUAUCAGGUUGUAUUCCUGUGAUCUUUGAUCCCUUUACCGCGUACUAUCAAUAUUCAUGGCAUUUACCAGAAGAUCAUAGAAAAUACUCAGUUUUCAUAGAUCAAGAAGAUGUGAGAAAUAUGAAAGUCAAUGUUAUUGAGAGGCUUCUGCAAAUUCCUGCUAGAGAAAGAGAGAACAUGAGAAGAUACAUUAUUUAUGAGUUGUUACCUGGAUUAGUGUACGGAGAUCCAAAGUCUAAGCUGGAGAAAUUCCAAGAUGCAUUCUCUAUAACUAUAAAUAAUCUGUUUGAAAGAUUGAACAAAUUGGAAUCAUGA
This is a messenger RNA of Nicotiana tabacum (common tobacco), 2004 nucleotides long. Its product is annotated as putative xyloglucan galactosyltransferase GT20. The record is from RefSeq and is a predicted model, not a curated record. Gene Ontology annotation, molecular function: glycosyltransferase activity. NCBI's taxonomy places the organism in Eukaryota, Viridiplantae, Streptophyta, Magnoliopsida, Solanales, Solanaceae.